Messenger RNA from Mercurialis annua (annual mercury), 816 nucleotides. Its product is annotated as chitinase 2-like. The record is from RefSeq and is a predicted model, not a curated record. The transcript has a single exon. Lineage: Eukaryota; Viridiplantae; Streptophyta; Magnoliopsida; Malpighiales; Euphorbiaceae. The coding region runs from base 1 to 816 and encodes 271 amino acids. Gene Ontology annotation, molecular function: hydrolase activity, hydrolyzing O-glycosyl compounds. Gene Ontology annotation, biological process: carbohydrate metabolic process.
AUGAUGGAGUACAUAGGAGCCUCAGGAAUUCCAAUAACAUUUGAUAAUGUUCCAAUUCAAGACAAAAUCGAUUUCCAUUUUAUACUCAGCUUUGCAAUCGACGCAGACCCCUCCGGUAAUUCUCAAAAUGGAACAUUUUCACCGUACUGGGCAAACACAUUAACUCCGGAUUCAGUUUUAGCCAUCAAGCAAAAAAACCCUAAUAAUGUAAAAGCCCUAGCUAGUCUUUCUGGUUGGAGUUUAGGGCAAAAAGUCCUGAGUUGGUACAACCCAAUAGACACCCAACUAUGGAUAUCAAAUGCUUUCACUUCCCUUAAAUUAAUAAUCCAAAAUUACCAUCUCGACGGCGUUGAUAUCGACUACGAAAAUUUCCCUAAGAAAAACAAUGCUACUUUUGCUUAUUGCAUAGGUGAGCUCAUCACCCUUUUGAAAAACCAAAGUGUUAUUUCAGUAGCAACAAUUGCACCGUAUCAUAAAACUAUGAUACCGUAUAUCGAAUUGUUUACGAAUUACGGGGGUGUGAUUGACUACGUAAACCAUCAGUUUUAUACUGAUAAGGUUGGAAGUCCAGAGGCAUAUUUGAGAGCAUUUACGCUUCGAGCUGCGCAGUUUGAUAAAGAGAAGUUGUUGCCUAGCUAUGAAGUGAAUGGAAGAGGUAUUCAAGGAGAUACAUUUUUUGAUGCUUUAGAGUUGUUGGAAGAGAAUGGAUUUGAUGUUAAUGGAGUUAUGAUCUUCUCAGCUGAUGCUUCUUCCUCUAAUAACUAUUAUUAUGAGAUCAAAUCUCAAGCUUUCUUGCUCAAUUCUACAAAUGCAUGA